Molecule: messenger RNA, 1440 nt
Organism: Trichoplax adhaerens
Lineage: Eukaryota; Metazoa; Placozoa; Uniplacotomia; Trichoplacea; Trichoplacidae
Exons: 2
Coding region: 1-1440 (479 amino acids)
Molecular function (GO): hydrolase activity, acting on carbon-nitrogen (but not peptide) bonds, in linear amides
Source: RefSeq, a predicted model, not a curated record
AUGAGUUUUGUCGGUUGUAAACGCUAUACUGCUGCAGUUGUGGAAUAUGAACCAUUCUAUACCGAUAAAAUCUUUCAUAGCAAGGAAGAGGCCUUUCAGAAAGCCCUAUUAAUAAACUUAAGGGAAUUUGCCAAGUGGACUAAAUUGGCUGCGCAACGUGGUGCUAACAUUAUUGUUUUUCCAGAAAAUGGAUUGUUCGGUUUCCUAAAUCGAGACUUAGUUAAGCCUUAUCUCCAGCAUUUGCCCGAACCGACUAAAAUCGGUAACCAGUACGAAAUACCUUGUGCUCAGGCUAACAUAGAAAAAUUCAAUGAUGGUCCAGUCUUACAGUUUUUAAGCUGCCUUGCUGCUCGCUAUGAAAUAGCGAUUGUUGCGAAUGUCGGCGAAGUCCAGCCAUGUAAUCGCAUGUUAGACAAUGACUGUCCUCCAGAUAAACAGUUCCAAUAUAAUACAAACAUAGUUCUAGACACUGAUGGGAGUUUUAUAGCUAAAUAUCGCAAAGAACACCUUUUUUUCGAACCGGAAUAUGACCAACCUGCUACCUGCGAAAAUAUUGCUUUUACGCCUAGUUUUGGAGUUACCUUCGGCAUAAUGACUUGCUUCGAUAUAUUGUACAACUGCCCUGCAGUUACACUUAUUAAUAAAUAUCAUAUUAAAAAUUUUGUUAUCCCAAUGGCUUGGAUGAAAGGAAUUCCAUUAUUGCAAUCAAAUCAAUACCAACAAGCCUGGUCGAGGUCUCAUGGCGUUAAUGUAAUCGCAGCUAACGUUCACUUUCUACGUGCAGAUAUGACUGGUAGUGGAAUAUAUUCAUCUGGUCUUGUCAAAGCCUGGUAUUACAAUAACAAUAGCUCUCGCAACGGCUCUCAACUUCUAGUAGCAGAACUAGAUUCCGAAGAUUCACAACCUCAAACGAGUUUAUGCAGGUAUCUUAUGAUAAAUUAUACAGCUGUUGCUCUGGAACCACCUCCAUCACACUCAAAAGGGCAAACAUUCCAAUCACUUAUGAUGCACAAUAUCUAUAAUUUUGUCUUGCUUGAUAAAACCAAGCAGGGGCAAGCAAGCGUUUGCUUCGGAACGUUAUGCUGUCACUUGCAAUUUGAACGUGAUCAAACAUCCGAAAUGUUUGCAUUAGCUGCAUAUGAUGGCCCAUAUUACGUCUUUAAAAAUUUUCAUUUACAGGUUUGUGCACUUGUAAAAUGCAACUCAAAUGAAGAUAAAAGGAAAUGCGGGCAACCUGUGUAUCAAUCACAAACAAUAUUCAAAAGUCUGACAAUAUCAGGAACAUUCUCAAAUAAGACUGUAUUAUAUCCUACCUCACUGCUUGAUGGUAUACGACUAGUUCAACCACAAUUGACCCAUUUUGAUCCAAAAUUAAAAGUUCUGACCGAGUGUCCUUUAAACAAUCCCUUAAUAUCAGCUGCACUAAUAGGUAGAUUAUGA